AUGGAUACGACACCGGUCUUCCAGUCCAGCUUCUCCAUCCGAUCGCUGCUCUCAGUGGAUGAGAAAGUGGAUGCCCCGACGCCGAACCUCACCGGCAACAGUUCUGCAGAUGAGGCCAAGACGAUGGCUUCCGAUUCCAGUUCGAAGAGCCACGCCAAGCCGGCCUUCACCUACAGCGCCCUCAUAGUGAUGGCCAUCUGGAGCAGCUCCGAAAAGCGCCUGACCCUGAGCGGCAUUUGCAAGUGGAUUGCGGACAAUUUUCCCUACUAUCGCAGCAGGAAGAGCGUCUGGCAGAACUCCAUACGGCACAACCUAAGCCUCAAUCCCUUCUUUGUGCGGGUGCCGCGGGCCCUGGACGAUCCCGGACGUGGUCACUACUGGGCACUCGAUCCCUAUGCCGAGGACCUGUCCAUUGGCGAGACCACGGGCAGGCUGCGCCGCAGCAACUGGCCGCAGAACGCCCAGAUGGGCAGGGCCAAGGUCACGGGUCAUCCCUACCAGCGGAUGCCGCAGUAUGCCCACCUCCACGCCCACGCCCACGCCCAGCAUAUCAAGUCCCAGGGCGCCUACUUCCCCGUACUGGACCACCACCAAGCCGCCAUGCUGCAGCACUACCACGCCAUGAUGCACAGACACCAGAUGAUGCCACAUCCCCACCUGCAGCCCCCUCAAGUGCAUCCCCAGCAGCCCAAGCUUCUCUAUCCACAUCUCCACGAGCAACAUCUGCAGCUGCGGCACCACCACCUUCACUUCCACCAGGAGUAG
Molecule: messenger RNA, 765 nt
Organism: Drosophila biarmipes
Lineage: Eukaryota; Metazoa; Arthropoda; Insecta; Diptera; Drosophilidae
Gene: fd19B
Product: fork head domain transcription factor slp1
Exons: 1
Coding region: 1-765 (254 amino acids)
Biological process (GO): cell differentiation; regulation of transcription by RNA polymerase II; anatomical structure morphogenesis
Molecular function (GO): DNA-binding transcription factor activity, RNA polymerase II-specific; RNA polymerase II cis-regulatory region sequence-specific DNA binding
Source: RefSeq, a predicted model, not a curated record